AUGUCCAAGCAGCACGACGCCUCCGACGACGGCGGCAUCCCCGCCGCCGAGGCGCCGGCAAAGCGCCCGCCCCUUAACAAGUACGCCCUCGCCUGCGCCGUCCUCGCUUCCAUGAACUCCAUCCUCCUCGGCUACGAUGUGUCGGUGAUGAGCGGAGCGCAGCUAUUCAUGAAGCAGGACCUCAAGAUCACGGACACGGAGAUCGAGGUCCUCGCCGGCAUCAUCAACAUCUUCUCGCUCGUCGGCUCGCUCGCGGCGGGCCGGACGUCCGACUGGAUCGGCCGGCGGUACACCAUGGUGCUGGCGGCGGCCAUCUUCUUCGCGGGCGCGCUCAUCAUGGGCCUCGCCCCGAGCUACGGGAUCCUCAUGCUGGGCCGCUUCGUGGCGGGCGUCGGCGUCGGGUACGCGCUCAUGAUCGCGCCCGUGUACACGGCCGAGGUCGCGCCCACGUCGGCGCGCGGCCUGCUCACGUCCUUCCCGGAGGUGUUCAUCAAUACGGGGGUGCUCCUCGGGUACGUCUCCAACUACGCCUUCCACGGCCUCCCCGUGCACCUCAGCUGGCGCGUCAUGUUCCUCGUCGGCGCCGUCCCGCCGCUCUUCCUCGCUCUGGGCGUCCUCGCCAUGCCGGAGUCGCCGCGGUGGCUCGUCAUGCAGGGGCGCAUCGGCGACGCGCGCCGCGUGCUGGCCAAGACCUCCGACUCCCCCGCCGAGGCCGAGGAGCGGCUUGCCGACAUCAAGAGGGCCAUCGGCAUCCCGGACGGCGUCGGCGACAACGACGACGACGACGUGGUAGUCGUCGCUCGCAGGAGCAAGCAGGGCAGCCACGGCGAAGGGGUGUGGAGGGACCUCCUCAUCCGCCCGACGCCGCCCGUCCGCCGCAUACUGAUCGCCUGCCUCGGCCUCCAGUUCUUCCAGCAGGCCUCCGGCAUCGACUCCGUGGUGCUGUACAGCCCGCGGGUGUUCGAGAAGGCCGGGCUCAGGUCGGACAACAACUCCCUGGGCGCCACCAUGGCGGUGGGCGCGUCCAAGACGCUGUUCAUCCUGGUGGCCACGUUCUUCCUCGACCGCGUCGGGCGGAGGCCGCUGCUGCUCACGAGCGCGGGCGGGAUGGUGGUGUCGCUGGUGACGCUGGCCUCGGCGCUGCACGCCAUCGACCCGCUCCCCGAGGGCCAGGCGACGCCGCUGGCGGGCGUGAGCAUCGCAGCGGUGCUCACGUUCGUGGCGUCCUUCUCCAUCGGCAUGGGUCCCAUCGCGUGGGUGUACAGCUCGGAGAUCUUCCCGCUGCGUCUCCGCGCGCAGGGCUGCGCGCUCGGCACGGCGAUGAACCGGAUCAUGAGCGGCGCCAUCACCAUGUCCUUCAUCUCGCUCUACAAGGCCAUCACCUUGGCCGGGAGCUUCUACUUGUAUGCCGGCAUCGCUGCUGCCGGCUGGAUCUUCAUGUUCUUCUUCCUGCCGGAGACGAGGGGCAGGAGCCUGGAGGACACCGAGAAGCUCUUUGGCGGUGGCGAGGACAAGGAAGAUGGACACGAUGUGCACAAGAAGUCCACUGAGUUGAGUAGUAGACAACAGUGA
Molecule: messenger RNA, 1572 nt
Organism: Miscanthus lutarioriparius
Lineage: Eukaryota; Viridiplantae; Streptophyta; Magnoliopsida; Poales; Poaceae
Source: the annotation of a GenBank genome assembly